UUAGUUGCUUGCAAAUUUUUUUUCGUCACAAAUGACAGCAGUAUAAUGAAAACUGUAGUUAUUGAUAACAGGCGACUGUUUAACCUCUUCUCAUAUACAGUAUUCCUGUAUAACAUUGUUACUGGACUGUUUACUGCCGUCAUGAGGCUAAUGUUUUCAAUAUUAUUCAUGAUACUUAUACUGCCAAGAAUGGACCUGAUACUCUAUGUUAAAGGAUUUGAGAGAUUCGAUUUAAGUCAGCAGCAUAGCCUUUCAACAGCACCAUUAUAGUUAUUACCAAGAGUAGAUGAUAGUUAUUACCAUAUGCAUGACACUUAUUGAUUUGUGUUGGUAUUAUUUAGUUCACUCCAUGUUUAAAAAUUUCAUGACAAUGGAGGCCUUGCUGCACAAUCCAAUAGUUCACACUUUUGUGAAUAUGUUGAGUGAUGAUGUCCCUAACUUACACAGCAAAGGAACUAAUUCUGAACUUGGUCAUCGUAGAACCUCAUCUCCUCACAGGGUUUCUCGUAAAGCAUACAAUCGUUGGUUUGUUGCAUGCACACUGAUCAAGAACCCUUCACUGAGGAAGAACCAUGUCUCUGAGGUUAAUGUCUACGAUGAAUUUGAGAUUACAAAGGAAGAAUUUUGACUUAAUAAUUAAUUAGCAUAGAUUCCUAUAAAUUUUUAAUUAGAUAAGCUAGAACAAGAAUAAUGGUGUGGUUAAUUAAAUUAAAUUAGUUUAUUCAUUAGAUUUAUGAUUUUGUUUGGAUAAGGUUGGACUUGGAUCAUGUCUACCGCUGCCUCCAGUUCUGCCAUCGUUCCUACAGACAACCCUGUCCUUUCUGGAAAUCUCUUUUCUGAUAACGCUGUCGUUUUGUCUUCUUUUGCAUUGUUUGGAAUCUCGGCUCUAGUUUGGGUAAUACUUAGUUUCCUGCAAAGGAGGACCAAGAAGUGUCUGGGUUGCUGUGGUGGGCGGCCGGGAAUUGUUUUUCCCAUAAACUUCCUUAAUCCUCGGCACAGGCUUGUGUACGUAUUAGCUUGUGGUGCACUGGCCUCAACUUGGUUCCAUGCUUUAAACACUGGAGACUUCUCUGAUGUCAAUAAGUGGGCUGCCAGCAUCGUUAAGAUUCUUUCUGUCAUAUUUUUAUUAUCUUUGGAAAUAUUUAUAACAUUCCCACUCCUGGCCUGCGUUGAGACACCUGUCCCUAUUGUUGGGUAUAUCUUAGGUGCAAUCUACACUGAUGUACUUUUAGCAUCAAGGAUAUAUGUGACUGUGGAUGUCAUACAGCAGCAAGAUGUUGAUGGCUUUCCGGAGGACUUUGUGACUUUGCUAUAUAGCAAAUACGUUGUCUCAUUUCUGCCUCAGCUGGUUUGCAUUACUGCUGUCUUGGUGUGGUAUCAUUACAAAAUCAUUAAAGAGAUGUUGAGAAUAUGUAGAACUAAUGGAACUUGGACACAUGCUUAGUUAAGCUUACUCUGACGCUUGGUAUUAUUCACUAGCUUAUUCUCACUAACAUCAUUGCUAUAAAGAUUAUUAAAAUUUUUACUACAUAAUAUUAACAAGAACUACUUUUGGGAUCAGUUCCAGUAUUAUUAUUAUUAUUGUUGAUUUA
Messenger RNA from Amphimedon queenslandica, 1592 nucleotides. RefSeq lists its product as uncharacterized. The record is from RefSeq and is a predicted model, not a curated record. Gene Ontology annotation, biological process: vitamin A import into cell. Bases 767 to 1444 code for a protein of 225 amino acids. Gene Ontology annotation, molecular function: signaling receptor activity; retinol transmembrane transporter activity. Lineage: Eukaryota; Metazoa; Porifera; Demospongiae; Haplosclerida; Niphatidae. The transcript is spliced from 10 exons. Gene Ontology annotation, cellular component: plasma membrane.